Messenger RNA from Rotaria sp. Silwood1, 1327 nucleotides. Lineage: Eukaryota; Metazoa; Rotifera; Eurotatoria; Philodinida; Philodinidae. The record is from the annotation of a GenBank genome assembly.
GAAUUAUGUUAUGUCUUUUUUUAUACAAUAGAAUCAUUUGAUGAAAAAGUAAUUUAUUAUGGAUAAAAAAAUACUCCCAUGUUAAUACUUCGUCCGAGAGGGUUUUUAAAAAAAUUAAAGCAAUUUAGAAAGUUUUAUUUUUCGUUUUCUAAUAUCUUCAAUUGAAAGACUUGAAAACUAGUUAUAAAUUUUCAUGUAAAUAUAUCAAUUUUUUGAGCUAUUAAAUAAUUUCUAAACAAUCUUUAAUUGUAUUCAACGCAUCAUUUAUCUAAAGAGUUUUCUGUACUGUUGUAUAAAGAAGUUUAUGAUGAUUCUCGAACUUUAUUACGACAUUGAAUGAUAACAUGUUUUUUUAAAAGACAUUUCAAAUAAUCACCAUGUCAUAGUUAGUUUAGUUUAUUUUCUCUGCUUGAUAUUCAUUAGAAUGUAGAUUAAAAACAAAAUAAGAAGACUUCGUAUUCUGUUUCAAAAAAGGAAUAAGCCGGCAGACUGAGAUUUUAACAAACUUAUUACUAUUACUUGUUCUUUGUUUAAUUGAUAUGUUAGAUAUGAAAUAAUAAGAUAGACAUACAUUUAAUCAAUAUUAAUCUCGUGUUAAAUUUAGAAAUUCAAAAUAAAAUAUUUAUUUAUUUUAGAUAUCUGAAAUAAAUCUAAAUGCUAAAUUAAUUUUAUCACCAUGUUCAAUAAGUCAACAAGAAUCAAAGCAAAUUUAAUAUCAAACAUAACAGCAAAACUUGCUUUAAAUCUUCAUAUUGAUGAAAUAGCAACAAGUGGUGAAGAUUAGGCUGAUGAUGAAGAACAAAUUGAAGAUGUUCUUAAUAGAAAAAAUCUUAAUAAUAAUGAGGAUGAACAAGGUGAAGGUUGGAGUGAUACUGAAAUUGAAUUACCACCUGGAUCUUGUAUGUUUUUAUUCAAAUAUAUUCACGUUCACGUACAGCUUUUACAGCACUUCGAUCGUUACCAUCAUUAUAUGCAUAUUUCAUUAAGAAAUUGGCGUGAAGUCCAUUCACCAAAACUAUUUUAUCCAGCAGUUGGACGUGUUCAAAUCGCUUAUCGUUUAACAACAAAUGGAAAAUUUCAAGAAGCUGUUGAAAAAUUUCGUUCAAUAUUAUUAUCUGUUCCAUUAUGUAUUGUUGAAUCGCGUCAAGAUAUUCUUGAGAGUCAACAAUUAACUGAAAUAUGUAAAGAAUAUAUUGUUGGUUUUACAAAUACACUAAAAGUAUUAAGUGUUUCUGAAAAAAAUCCAAUUGAUGAACAUCCAUUAAAUUAUGAUGAAUAUAAUCCAUUUAAUAUUUGUGCUGCAUGUUAUCUACCACAUUUAUCGUGA